UUCACUGUAAAUCGUUGACCUCAGAAAAACAAUCUCAUGUGGAAAGAAAAGAAGGGUUUAGAACAAGAACGUGAACUCACAGCAUUCUACCUUCAAAAUCGAUUGUGACCCUUCAACCGAUCCUUCAAACUACUCGUCAACUUAGCUCAAAUCCCCUCUUUUCCCAUCUGGGUUCCCUUCAAAAUUUGAUUUUUCCAAUUCAAUUCACCUCCUCCUCCUCCUAUUCUUCCUGCUCUGUUUCCCCUGUUUCUGUUUGAUUCACAGCAUGUUUUGAUAUUUAGGCUGCGGAUUAUAGCAAUGUCAGUCGUGCCGGUUGAUAGCAUCCCUUCGUUGAAUAGUGAUCUCUUCUACGACAUAUUACGACGUCUUGAUGGCCCAACCCUGGCUAGUGCAGCAUGUACCUGUGCAGCGUUUUGUUCCAUUUCAAAAGAAGAAAGUUUGUGGGAAAAUGUGUGUUCAUCUGUGUGGCCUGCAACCAACAGGGAAGAUAUCAAAAGCUUAAUAUCAUCCAUGGGGGGAUUCAGAAAGUUUUAUGCGGAUUGUUUCCCACUUAUAGUAAACAAGGAAGUCGCGGAUUAUCAAGAGAAGAACUUUCUUGAGUACCCGGAUGAUUGGACCGAGGCAGAAUACUAUGGUGAUAUGAAUGAGUUCGAAAGCCUCUCUCCAUCGGAUUUCGUCUCUAUAGUCGAUAUCAGAUUUAAGGAUAAGGCAAUCUGCUCGAAAGUUCAAUGGGGUGUUGGAGUUCCAAAUGCUAAUGGAUAUGAUGGUUGGUUCUACAACUGCCCCUUUAGGAUUGAUCUCCUCACAUAUAGAGACGACGAUAACAAUGAUGGUGUGGUUACCCUCUCGGUAUCCGAUGGUUUGCCACCGAUUACAUCAAUGGAACGAGAAAGGAAAGAUGGGAAACUUUGGCAAGAGCUUUUCGACGGUCUCCAAUUAAGUUGGAUCAUGGUGAACCGUAAAAUGAAGCAAGCUGCCAAUCUUGCUAGCUGGAGACCUCUUGGCGGCCAAAGGCAUUGGCCGACAGAUAAUGAUUUCGUGAUCAGAUUUGGCUCCGUUCUCCCUGCAACAGACAUUCUUCCUUCACAAGUAGUAGAAUGCAUCCUUAUAAUGAAGUUUAGAGUGGUUAACACCGAAGAAGAUGGUGUUGGAACAAAAGUUAAGCUAACCGAGUUAAGCAUGCAAUUGGAAGACAUGGAAGGUGCUCAUGUUAAUGGAAGGAACAGUUUGCUUAUUCUGAAGGAAGCACUUAGCUGUAGAAGGAGCAAGAAUUAUAGUGAAGUUCUUGAGUCUUGUCAUUUGUACUCAAAAGUGCAGAGUGAGUUGAAGGAAGAGAAGAUGAGGAAUGAGAGUAGGUUGGAUAGGCUUUGUAUUCUAAGUGGCAUUGCUGCUUUUAUGACAUUUUGGUACUGUGUUUUGUGAAAUUAUUAUUAUUAUUAUUUUGCCA
Arachis stenosperma is the source of this 1447-nucleotide messenger RNA. Its product is annotated as F-box protein At2g27310-like. NCBI's taxonomy places the organism in Eukaryota, Viridiplantae, Streptophyta, Magnoliopsida, Fabales, Fabaceae. The record is from RefSeq and is a predicted model, not a curated record. The transcript has 2 exons. The coding region runs from base 298 to 1422 and encodes 374 amino acids. Gene Ontology annotation, molecular function: protein binding.